GCUCCAUAAGUCACGUGACACGCCGCGGCACAUCGUAGUGACGUAUGUUUUGUUUUGGCGGAAGCCUAUGCUAACAUAGAAGUCUGUUUAGGCCCAUUUCAUUUGAGUGUUUGUUUUUGCUGCUUUGCAAUGAACAAGGGCAAGGUCAGUGGCGUGUCUUGGGUGAAACCAGCUGAGCCGUCCUUUCUGAAGAAGUUUAAAAAUGAUGUUGGUUACAAAGAAGGACCGAAUGUUGAUACUAAGCGUCAGGUGAUGCCAACACUGGAUGAUGACAGUGGGAGUGAUCGAGAGGAUGAAUUACCUCAAAUUGUGGUCCUAAAAGGUGGAGACCUGACUUCAGAGGAAGUGAAAAAGAUCAAAGAAGACAUGCGUGCUGGCUCAGAGAAAGAUGAUGAACCUCCUGCUGACGGUAAAAUCCUUUUCAAGAAACCAGCCAAGCGCUCCUCCUCAGACAAAUUCCAGGGCAUCACUGCCAGCUCCAGCAAAAAGAAGAAGAGUGAUGGAGGAGAGAAGAAGGAGGAAGAAGAGGAGAAGAAGGAGGUGAAGUCUGGAAAGAAAGUAAAAAAUAACAGCCUUCUAUCAUUUGGAGGGGAUGAGGAGGAUGAGGAGGACUAAAUGUUACUGAUAUAUUGUAAGCCAGCAUUAACUCCUGUGACAGAUGACUGACAGGAAUCAAAGUGAUGCUUGAAUUUUUCAUAAUUUGACAAACAGGGAUGGAGGUAAAAUGAACAGACAUUGUCUGGAGUUCAUCCACAGUGUGCAGCCUGUCUAUUCUUAGUUCUUUUAAAGGACAGUGCCCCUAUUUUUGCAUGUCUUAGCCUAUUAACUACAAGUAGUCUAUAUUUGAUUAUUAUUGACAACUGUUUUAUUCAUCUGAGUACACUGAAAUUCAACUUGCAGAGAUUUUAAUUGCUUAAACAAGGAGUCUAACAGUCACAAUUUGAUGCCCUUGUUUUUUUGUUUUUUUUUUAACUAUUAUCAUUGUCACAAACAUGAUCUUGUUUCCACAUCAACAGAAUCUGAUAAAAUAAGUUACUGUUUGCAUUUAUUAAGAUAAGUUGUAUAUUUGACAUUAUUAUUAUUAACAGCUGCAUGACAAAAAACAUAUCUGAUGAUGUUUUGAUACCUGAUGUCUUAGCUCUGGCAAGCUAACAUUAUCAUCAGCAUCAGAUUGUUUAUGUAGAAAAGACCCACCACUCUGUUUGUCUUUUAUGAACAAAAAAGAAACAGCAAACUCUUUUAUUUUAUAUAUAUAUAACACUGAAAUAUCUAAAAACCUAUGGUAAAUAUUGGAAGAUGGUCAACAGUGAUGUAAAAUUCAGGUCAUUUGUAGUUAAUGGGCUAAAAAAAAAAUGGAACACCUUUAGUGUCGUCCUACAUCAUCAUAUAUGUUGUAUUUCUUCUUACAUUAAACACGUAUCAGCAGUAGUUAGUGAGUGAAACAGAGCUAAGAACUCACAUUGUUCAGGUUUCUGCAUCCAAGAACACAGGAGCAGACUGAUGCUGAGCUUUUGCAGUUUGAAAAUGUUCCCUUACAAUAUUGGUUCAAACUAUGCAACUUUAUUUGCUAAAUGUAAAUCAGGGCAACAACAGGCAGAAAAACAGAUGAACUGACUAUUUGCAACAAAAUAAAUAGUUUGCUUUUUCUCUUUGGUAGUCUAAACAUGGGAAGUGCUUCUACUGGUAACAGUGGUCGCCACCCUGUAGAAAACCAGUGAGGCACAAUUUACCAGUAGACAUUUUGAGUAUUUGAAUUGCUCUGCCAAAACCUUGAGCUGACAAGCAUCCACUUACCUUUCCCACAUGUGACUGUGAAGUUUCUAGGAAGCAUGUGUGUGUUUGUUGAUUGCUUUACUGUAUGUGACCAUUUUCAGUGGAGUUCUUCUUCUGUAAAGAUGUUUGUGUAGGAAACAUAAAGUACAAGGAUACUGCAGCUGUGAUGCACUUUUUUUUUUUUUUACAUAUUUGUGGAAACAGCAUCUAAACUUCAGGAAUUUGUAGAUCGAUGUUGAUAGAAGCAUCAGCUAUCAACUGAUUGAAGCUUUCUGUUCCUUUAUAAUUAAUGGUGCUGUUAACAUCAAUGGCAGCUCUGUUGGAAUUUAAGUGGUACAAAUUAUAGUGCCCACUCACAGUGAUAUUGCACCAAUUGAAUUACAGUAAAAAAAAAAAAAAUCAGUUCAGCUAGCUUUGUUGCAAAUGUAUUCAGUGUUUUUUUUUUUUCUUUCCAACAUUCAAAAGAAGCUUCUUCCAACAUCGUUUGUGGACUUGGAAUCAAAUCAGUGACAAAUUGAUGAUUGAUCAUUUUUUCUGUGUUCUUGGUGCCUUUUGCCAUGAAAAGGAAGCUGGUAAGAGCACAGUUACAGGUCAUUCACCCUCUUGUCUGCAUAGCUCCUGGUGUCAUGUAGCACUACAGACGGCUAAUAUGUAGAUUGAGAACAUGUUUGAAGAUGCUUGUCGUUUGAAGGUGGCACUACUGCCUCUCAUACAUAUUAAGAUCCUUUUGUUGCUUUGAGUCUGAAUCUUCAACUCCUGUUUGUUAGUGUGCAUCUAUGGUGUCAUCAGAUCUGUCAUGUAGUGUGGAAGUGCUCAUUGUGGAAUUUUUAAUACAUUCAGUGAUUCACUGAAUGUAUAAAUAUUUUCUAGCUUCGACAAAGGAGCUGUAAGAGUUUAUGUAGAAACAAUGCAUUCUUGUUAAUGCAAUUGUAUGAAUUUUUUAAAAUGUGAUUUGUUUUUAUUGUGUGCAUUUUUUAGAGAAUGGUUAUGGCUGUAUCAUUUGAAAUAUAAAACAUUAAAACAACUGUGCAACA
Messenger RNA from Thunnus maccoyii (southern bluefin tuna), 2807 nucleotides. Its product is annotated as KIAA1143 ortholog. Bases 130 to 615 code for a protein of 161 amino acids. The transcript has 3 exons. The record is from RefSeq and is a predicted model, not a curated record. NCBI's taxonomy places the organism in Eukaryota, Metazoa, Chordata, Actinopteri, Scombriformes, Scombridae.